Molecule: messenger RNA, 2306 nt
Organism: Nicotiana tabacum (common tobacco)
Lineage: Eukaryota; Viridiplantae; Streptophyta; Magnoliopsida; Solanales; Solanaceae
Product: phosphoenolpyruvate carboxylase kinase 1
Biological process (GO): protein phosphorylation
Molecular function (GO): ATP binding; protein kinase activity
Source: RefSeq, a predicted model, not a curated record
UUUUAUUUUAUGUUGUCAACAGUAAUAUUAUCACCAAAAAUAUAGAACAAAACAAACAAGUAAACCUCAAGUCCACAGACCACAAGGAAGUUGGACCCCAACAGUCUUCUGGAUAUACCUUAAUCCUUACGACGGGACGUAAUCAAAGUCAUACCCGAUCUGUACGGAAUUUCAAAUUUCGUAGUUCCGUGAUUAUCGCCAACUCUUAGGGCUUUUCCUACUUUUUCCUAUACCCUAUAGUACUAUAGUAAUUUUUUGCUUUCAGCUAACGACCGUUCACCUAUUAUCUUUACCUUUUCUUUGGCUAAUUAAGGGUAACAAUAAAUUCUCUUCUCGUAAAAGGACAGAUUUAAAUAUUUACUAGCACAGACAGCGAGUUAAUAGAAAAAUUUUCAUAUCCUUAAUUGCUAUUUACUUUAAAUUGCCUUUUGUGAUUAGCAGAAUCUUUUCAAGAAAUAUUUUCUAAAUCACAAAAAUUGUUAUAAAUACUAUGUUGAAAUAGUUAAAAUAAUAAGAAUAAGAAUAAAACUUGAGGUCGUAUUAUGAUUUAUGAAUAAUCAGUUCGUGUUAAUUAAUUCAGUGUAAUCUUUCACAAUAAUUUUGAAAAUGAUUUAUUUUCCUUUCCUCUUACAUCCUUUCAAAUUAUCUUCUCCACCUUUUCAAAAAAAAAAUUUGUGAAUUUCUUUGACUGCUUAAGUUAAACACCUUUAUUUUUCUAUGAAGAUAACUAGAGUAUCAUUAACAUAUUAUGUAUACCGUCGUGAGUAUAAUUUUAGUGCAACGAUUUUUCAGCUACUAGUUAUCUAAAGCUAAGUAACUGUUUAGAGUAAGUAUAAAUUGGUUAUAAGGAAGAUAAGUAAGUUGUUAGAACGAAUUGUGUGCCUAAAAGAUAGGAAAUCAAUGAUACUAUUAAUCUUCCGUUAAGAUUAUAAUCUUCCUUGAGAGUUAACGCCGUCUUCCAAAUCCGUUAAAAAUCUCCAAAUGGCUGCAUCUCAUUGGCCAAACCCCGCCACCGAAUAUUCUCCCAUAAAAUUCCUACACCCUCUCUUCUAUAAAACCAACCCCUAUGAACGAAAAAAUACUAGUCCAAAAAUAAGUAAAAAACAAAAUAAACGGAAUGAGCGAGUCACUAAAGCGAAAUUAUCGUGUGAGCGAGGAGUUAGGAAGGGGACGAUUCGGCGCCGUUUACAAGUGUUACUCGGCGGCGACCGGCGAUCUAUUCGCCGUCAAGUCCAUCGACAAGCGCCUCAUCGCCGAUGACUCCAUCGACCGGCAAUGCCUUUACAACGAAGCUAAAAUCAUGCACUUGCUUUCGCCGAAUCCUUACAUUGUUCGUCUCUUCGAUGUCUACGAGGAAGAUACUCACCUCGAUAUGGUUUUAGAGCUCUGCAACUCUGGCGAUUUGUUCCGACGCCUCAGUAGCCAACCGGUUUUCUCCGAGUCUGAAGCCGUUGAUGUUAUGGUACCACUGAUGAAGGCAAUAGCGCACUGUCACCGGCUCGGCAUUGCUCACAGGGACAUCAAACCGGAUAACAUUUUGUACAACAACUCAAACGAGCUGAAAUUGGCUGAUUUUGGCUCGGCUGAGUGGUUCCGUGAGGGGCAGCUGAUGAGCGGCGUGGUUGGAACGCCGUAUUACGUGGCGCCGGAGGUUUUAGCUGGUAGGAACUACAGUGAGAAGGUUGAUAUUUGGAGUGCUGGUGUUAUUAUGUAUAUAAUGCUUGCCGGAAUCCCGCCUUUUUAUGGGGAAUCGGCUACGGAGAUCUUCGAGGCUGUUCUCAGAGCGAACCUUAGAUUUCCGACUAGGAUCUUUCAGUCGGUGUCGCCGGCUGCGAAGGAUUUGCUUCGGAGAAUGCUCUCUAAAGACGUUUCUAGAAGAUUCUCUGCUGAACAAGUCCUUAGGCACACAUGGAUGACUAGCAAUGGAGAAACUAGAACAGUUGCGCUAUUUUAGCUUGAGGAGAUUUGCGUCUGCCGAUAAAAGAUCAUACCGAUCGGAAUUUUUGGUCCGCAAUGAGAGCAAUCUGUUCGUCUAGAUAGAAUUAGUUACUCCUAGUAAAUACUAGUAUUGCUCCAUUUACUGUAUAGCCACCAGCCUAGUAACUAGUAACUACCUACCUUCUUACCUAGUUAUCUUUGUGGGCUUCCAUCUGCGUGAAAUUAACAGUUGAUAUUUGCGAGGUUUGAAUGCAAUUUCCAUUAUAUUCCCUUCCUGCACUGUAUUUUUCUGUUUGCGAAUGGGAAAGGAGAUGACAUGUAUUACCUUCUUUUUUGGGGGAUAUUUUGCUAAAUUAUCAUCAUUUUUA